Messenger RNA from Actinia tenebrosa (Australian red waratah sea anemone), 514 nucleotides. RefSeq lists its product as uncharacterized. NCBI's taxonomy places the organism in Eukaryota, Metazoa, Cnidaria, Anthozoa, Actiniaria, Actiniidae. The record is from RefSeq and is a predicted model, not a curated record.
AAAUGAAUUCAGGAACGAAUGAGUUAUGUUCUCGUUUCUAAAAUCCUUGCGGUUCUACGCCAUCCGGAGCCCGGAGCCGGCGGAGCCAGGCUACCCCUCCUCCCUCCCCCCCCCGACAAUUUCCGGAGCCGGCGGAGCGUGGGUCUCAGGCCCCUUCUGGUCAUCCCACGCGAACGCAUAUUGGCUAAGGAGCCCAGCUUAUUGUCGGAGUCUUAUAACUUAAGACACCAUUUGGACAACCAAACUUGUAAAACGGCAGAUGUUGAAUAUGAUGAGCACCAAAGUAUUGGUGAGGAAACUGAGGACGACGGUGAAUCGAAAGUUAGUGAUUCUGAAGAGGACGAUGAUAAGUCAGUAAAGCACAGUUGGUCGGCUCUCGUACGGGAAGCUACAGAUCGUCAUCAGGAAGAGUUCGAGGGUCAAAUGGAAAACUACCUGCAUGAAGGAGAAAGCGAAGAAAGUGCUGCAGUCAAAGCGCAUAACAGUAUGUUACCAGUCUAUAGAAAGGAGCUGA